Coffea eugenioides is the source of this 766-nucleotide messenger RNA. RefSeq lists its product as uncharacterized. Lineage: Eukaryota; Viridiplantae; Streptophyta; Magnoliopsida; Gentianales; Rubiaceae. The record is from RefSeq and is a predicted model, not a curated record. The transcript is spliced from 4 exons. The coding region runs from base 1 to 369 and encodes 122 amino acids.
AUGCUGAAGGAUGUAUGUCAUUGUUUUCAGUUGGUUGACCAGAUUAAGGAAACAAAGCUAGCUUCUUCCUCUGUCUGCAUUAGCAAAUCGCCAUCUGCUCCAGCGUUCUCUGUCGCCGCCGCCGCUGCGCCUUCUCCUUGUCCCAGCACCUCUGCCGUAACCCCUACAAGACUUUCCUCCCUCUUUUCCUCCCUCUGCCGCAACAUCGAAAUUUGGAUAUUGACAUGGAUAAAGAAGGAGACGAGCAAAAGGCAAAAAAGAAAAAAGUGGGAAUGUAAAGGAGACUUGUUAGAAAAUGAAAUGGGAGACUUGCCUUUGAGCUCUUGCCAAAAGGUGGAUCAAUGGGCCUCUCCGUACUUUAUUAGUUGAGGCAAUCUGUCCUUACAGCGAAAUUCUGCGCACCAGUCCCUACUGCAGGAAGAUCUUCUCACGCAAUCUUCUGAAGAAGUGAUGUUGGAAAUGGUGGUCAACUGCUGUGGUUUUUAGAAAAAAUGCUACAAACUUUGUGAAUAAGUGUUAAAUCUCUUUUUGGUGUGGCCUUAUGUAUAUUACCUGACCUCGUUUCCUUCAUGUUCAAGUGUGGUGACAACUUCUACCUUAGCCUGAGAGAAACUUGUGACUCUUUCUUAUGUUGUAGUGUUACUUGUCAAAUACUUUACAUAGGAGAUAAUGCAGGCAACGAAGCUUCUGUUGUUACCUGUUCUGUAUUUCUUUGGAUAAUGUUUUUUCCUUGCAUAUAGUAAAGGAGCCUUAUUUUGACUUUAAA